CGAGAGAGAAGAGAGAGGGAAACGGGACUGGUCAAAAUAUAAACAAACAAAGUCUGAAACUGCUGCUGGAAAAAAAAAAUAAGGGAGGGAUGGGAAGAAGUUCAAAGUGUCAAGUCGUUCAUCUCAAACAACCCCGGCCCUGUAAGCUGUAGGAGAUGAAGGAGAACUGCUGGGCCAGCAGCAGCGACGACUCGUUAGUGUGGCUGUUUCGCUCCUUGUCGUAACUCGUCCAGUCUCUCUCCCAGACAUUUUGUCUUCUUGCCCGUUUACCAACGCAACAACAUCGGCCGGGAAAAGACGAAAUUCAAUUUGACAUUUUGCAAGUGCCAGUUACAAUUUGUGGGAUUGUACAUUUGAAAUUUGUUACUUGAUUGUGGUUGUGUGACGCCGGGAUUAUCUGUUUUCAUUCGUCGUUGCCAGCAACCAGUGAGGGACCAGCGUGAGAAAGUGAACGAGAGACGGAAACAUUUGGUCCAGUCGAGUCGAGAGGAGAAGAAGAAGAGCCAAAAGGGGGUGGUGGGGUUGGGUGGGGUGUGUGUGUGUGUUGGGGGUGAAAGAAAAGAAAAAUAUUAGGAAAAAAAAGGACCGAGGGCAGCAGAAGAGCAGACUGUGGAGGGUUUUUAUAUUCACGGUGGUCGUCGUGAAUGUCUGGAACGGCGACUCAACAGACAAGCCAAAAGAGAAGAAAAUUAAAUUCACGCGGCGGGAAAUAAUUCCAAAAAGUUUUUCCACCCAUUUAAUAUCAAGAAUUAUUGUUUCAGUUGGAAUUAAUUACAUCAGGAAAUAGAGAAAUCAAAGAAGAUGCAACUGGGAAUAUUUGUGUUGGUCGUCGUGUUGGUGGCGGAUGUCGGCCGGGCGGCCAUCCUGGACCCCAUGACGGCCAUGAAGGACGACAUCUCGCGGAUCAAAGUCAUGAUGGAAACAGUCGGAGAGCGAAUGGAACGUUUCAACGAUUUGUACCUCAACAAGUUGGAGACUCGUCUGCUCAACAGCGCCACUUCCCUGGCCCACAUCGACAGCAACGUGAAGAAUUUGCAAGAAAGGGCCCACGUCUGGGACACGUUCCAGUUGCACGUCUCGGCCUGGAACGAGCAGAUCAAAUCGGUCGACAAGAAACUCGACAUUUUGAGCAGGGGAGCAGAGAAAUGGGAAAUCAUCGACGAGAAAAUGGCGACGCUGUUGCCGCUGGACGACCGGCUGACCAAAUUGAUGACGAAAUUACAAGAAACGGACGCCAAAGUGGCCGAGAUCCAGCAGAAACUCAACAGCAACAACAAAAGCGGUGGAACAAACGGUAAUAACGGAGCGGCAGGGACGGCCAUGGCCAGCAACGCCGAGGCGCCGCUCUUCUCCGAGUACACCAGUCGUGGCGUCCUCAGCGCCUUAAAGGACAUUGAAAUCAAAGUCAAUAAAAUCGCCAACGGCGACAGUACGUCCAACGGCUCACCCAACGGCCACCACCACCAACAGACGGACAAAACCAACGGCCGCUCAUCCAGGGACAACGAGCUGCUGCUGGAACUGCAACAAAAGACGUUCGACGUCGUCAACGACGUGGCCGGCAAAGUCGACUUUAUCCUGGACAGGACGCCCGUCGUCGUCGGCAAUAAUAAGCGCCAAAACGGCGGUGGCGGCGGAGGUGGUAAACAGGCGGCCCAGGGCCUGGACAGCGACAAUUCCGAAGAUGUUUACGACGAUGGAGAUUCGGAUUAUUCGACCACCAAUGGCGGAGAAAAUAACGGCGGAGGAAAUGGAAAUGGAAACGGAGGAAUGAACGGAGCGGCUGAACGGUCGUUCGUGAAAACGUGGCGGCGGAUGCUGCAGCCGGUCAGACGGGCCAACCAGAAAUUCGGUUCCCUGGACAAGAUGCUGGUCCAGUUGGAAAAGAUGGUCAACGCCAGUUCGGCAUUGGUCCGUCGCGACGCCGAGGUGCGUGAAAUCACCGACGACUUGGCGGCCCUGCUGGAAUGUUGUCGCGGCAACGACGUCGGAUGGCGCGGAUUGACCAAGAGCCUCGAGGCCCUGGGCGAGGCCAUCAAGGCCGGACAGACGGCCGAGAACCAGUGCGUAAACGAGGCCGACUUGCAAACGCGGUUGCAGCACACGCAGACGGAAUUGGUCCGCCAGAUGGGCGACGCCUUCAAGGAGCAGAUGACGGCCGGCGUCGAUCGCAUCCGCCAGACUUGCAUUGGCCAGCGCAAGAAAUCCCUGGCCGUCAGUCACAAUCACCAACAAAGUGGCGGUGGUGGAAACGGGACGGGCCAGUACCUGGGAUUGACGGGCGAUGGCGACGAGUCGACGACGGAAGGGGCCGUGGCGUCGCAGGGCCAGGCGACGCCCGUCGGUCCCGACUCGGCCAGCGGCGGCGGUGGCAAACGAACGGACGUGAAACAAUCGACGCCGUCGUCGUCGGUGGGUGGAGCGGGAGGAAAGACGGGCGUGCGCGGGUGCCACGACUUGCGGCUGGCCGGCGAGACGGAAACGCGGACGUACUCGCUGGCGUCGGGCAAAGAAUUGAACGAAGGCGGGCGGGAUUACAACACGAGAUUCUGCGACAUGACCACAGAUGGCGGCGGAUGGACGGUGAUUCAACGUCGAGGAGAUUACGGACUGCCGCGGGAGAAUUUCUCCGUCAAUUGGCGCGACUAUAAACUCGGAUUUGGACAGCUGGAUCGCGAGUUCUGGUUCGGCAACGAUUUUAUCCACAGAUUAACCAACGAACACGACGUGGUGCUGCGCGUGGAACUGUGGGACUUUGAGGACGGCCACGUCUACGCCGACUACGAAUCAUUCAGGGUGGACAGCGAAGAGGACCUGUAUCGACUGUGGGUGGAGGGAUACCAAGGCAACGCCACCGAUUCGCUGGGCUCGCACAACGGCUACGCGUUCAGCACUUUCGAUCGCGACAAUGACGAGGCUCCCCCUUGCUGCCCUUGCGCUCCGGCUUACGGCGGAGGAUGGUGGUUCUACAGCCUUUGGAAUUUGAAUCUGGUGGGCGGUAACUUGACGGCCAACAGCUGCUUCGAAGCCAAUCUCAACGGAGAAUAUCACGUUAACCCGAUCGAGAACGAUUACUUCCGCGGUAUCAUUUGGGAACUCUGGCGCGGCGAUUAUUCGCUCCGCGCCGUCGAGUUGAAGAUUCGGCCGCACGAUUUCCCGCGGAUGCUGCCGCAGGUGACGAGCACGACGACAGCCACGCCCCUCCCGCCUGACCUGAUGGGACCGGACGACACCUCCAUUCCCGAAGAUCCUUGAUCAUCCCGUAUCGAAAUACAAAAAUUUCCUAUUUUUAUCUUAAACUAACACCCAAAAAAGAAGAAACUUGAAAGUACCAAAAAAUAAUCAGCUUUAGCUCCUCUCCCUCAACAACCAACAACAACAAAGUUCAUUCCCCCCUCCUCACCUCCUCUUUUUUGUUUGUUUUUUUUUUGCCCCACCCAAAAAUCUAUAGGAACCUCCUCCCACCCUCACUAUUCACUCCCGCUAUCGAAAAAAGAUGAUAUUUUAUUAUUGCGCAAACCACAAAUGGAAUACACACACAAACACACA
Molecule: messenger RNA, 3549 nt
Organism: Daphnia pulex (common water flea)
Lineage: Eukaryota; Metazoa; Arthropoda; Branchiopoda; Diplostraca; Daphniidae
Exons: 11
Coding region: 802-3255 (817 amino acids)
Source: RefSeq, a predicted model, not a curated record